GAGGCCACUUACGCGCUUGUCGUCGCUGAAUCUUCAGCUAUAUCAUAAAUUAGACGGCGACAUCUUGUCCCUGACCCGUGCCAGCCAUGCCCCUCUCCCCCGGCCAAAUAAUCAAAGGCGCUCGAGCAUCAUACCGACUCCUGCACCCUUUAAAAGGUAAAACCGUUUUCAAAGCCGAGAUCCUACAAGCCCGUGAUAUCACUCAACGGUGGGCCGUAGUCAAAACCGCGACUGGCUCCCUGGAACGGUCUGCUCUGCAGCGCGAAUACCAGACCUACCAAAACCCCUUCGUAGCUGAAAGCCCAUUUAUCCGCUCCCUCCACGAGGGGGUGGGGGACAUGGAAAGUCUCGACGCUGCGCCUGUCGACGGUGUGGCGCCGCCGUGUUUGGUGUUGGAGUGGAUGGAUACUGAGUUGCGGUUAAUCUCAUCAAGUGCAUUUCGUAGCGGGGAACUGCCUAAACAUGUUGCGAGACAGGUGUUGAAGGCAUUGUGGGUGUUGUAUUAUAUUGAUUCUGCGCAUACUGAUGUGAACCUGAAUAACAUCCUAAUCUCGAACCUCAACUCGCCGGUGCCGGUUGUCAAGCUCGCGGAUUUGGGGAUGGUGACCCCAGAAGGCUUCAACAGCCAGCGCCUCCAAUCCCUCCCCUGCCGCGCCCCAGAGGUCUGGAAGAACCAGGGCGUCUCCCAUGCCUCAGACAUCUGGUCUCUCGGUGUUACACUCGUCCACUGGCUCCUAGGUAAAUCCAUCUUCGGAGCGCGAGAUAAACGCGUCGAAGGACUCACAGAAGCAUAUUGUAUUGCUAAACUAGAACGACUCGUUGGACCACUGGGGGAUCUGCCGGAGGGGUUAUCGGUGGAGGCUAGGGAGGAGUUUAGGAUGGCGGCUCUGCUGAGGGAUAUGGAUAUGCCUCCACCGGGAAAGGGGAAGUUGAUUGAUGUGAGGCCGCUGAGAGAGGAGCUCGAGCAGCUCCAGGACCCAGUGGUUCCGCCGGGACUCAUCGAUUUUAUCGAGUCGCUGAUAGUGGUGGAUAUGGAGAAGCGGCCGAUUGCUCAUGAUGCGUUGAAGCAUCCGUAUUUGGAUAUUAGCAGUGAAUCUAGGAAUGGGGUUUCGGUUGUGGCUAACUGAUUUUAGUUGUCUUGAAGAGCUACACUCAAAUCUUAUAGGGUUGUAUAAACGUUGUGAGUAUCACUAGCGUUGGUGUUCAUUCAUAAGGUUAGGAGC
Molecule: messenger RNA, 1223 nt
Organism: Pseudogymnoascus verrucosus
Lineage: Eukaryota; Fungi; Ascomycota; Leotiomycetes; Thelebolales; Thelebolaceae
Exons: 5
Coding region: 87-1127 (346 amino acids)
Biological process (GO): protein phosphorylation; intracellular signal transduction
Cellular component (GO): cytoplasm; nucleus
Molecular function (GO): protein serine/threonine kinase activity; ATP binding
Source: RefSeq, a predicted model, not a curated record